AUGGCUCACACCGGCACGACCGCGAUCAAUCCACACCUCUACCCACGCCACCCCUACGAUCCGCGCACCGAUCUGACUCCGAUCACUCCCAUCGUUUCGUACACCAACGUGCUGGUCAUCAACCCCAAGGUGCCAGCCAACACGCUGGCCGAGUUCAUUGCAUGGACCAAGCGUAGUGGUGUUUCGGCCAACUACGCAUCGGGCGGCAACGGCGCAACCAACCACCUCUCCGGAGAGCUGCUCAAAGCGUUGACAGGCGCGAAGCUCGAGCACAUUCCUUAUAAGGGCAGUGCACCCGCCCUGGUGGACGUCAUGGGCGGCAGCGUCUCGGCCAUGUUCGAUAUCCCCAUCACCUCGCUGCCUCAAAUCCGUGCCGGCCAUGUCAGGCCGCUUGCCGUGACCAGUGUCAAGCGCAGCAGUUAUCUGCCCGACGUGCCCACCAUGCGCGAGUCCGGUGUGCCAGGCUUCGACGAAGCGGGUAGCGACCUGUGGUUCGGUCUGGUGGCCCCUGCCAAACUCCCUCAACCCGUCGUCGACCGGCUGUAUCAGGCCGCUCUCAAAGCGAUGCAGACCCCAGAACUUCAGCAGGCCAUUCGUGGCAUGGCCUACGAGGCAUGGACCUUGCCCCCCACCGAGUUCAAGUCCUUCAUGAACAUCGAGUAUGACAAGUGGGGAAAGGUCGUCAAACUCUCCGGCGCGAAAGUCGAUUGA
This is a messenger RNA of Elaeis guineensis (African oil palm), 711 nucleotides long. The record is from RefSeq and is a predicted model, not a curated record. Lineage: Eukaryota; Viridiplantae; Streptophyta; Magnoliopsida; Arecales; Arecaceae.